Tremella mesenterica DSM 1558 is the source of this 1512-nucleotide messenger RNA. RefSeq lists its product as uncharacterized. The record is from RefSeq and is a predicted model, not a curated record. Gene Ontology annotation, biological process: mRNA splicing, via spliceosome; DNA repair; protein ubiquitination. Bases 1 to 1512 code for a protein of 503 amino acids. Gene Ontology annotation, cellular component: U2-type catalytic step 1 spliceosome; cytoplasm; Prp19 complex. The transcript has 6 exons. NCBI's taxonomy places the organism in Eukaryota, Fungi, Basidiomycota, Tremellomycetes, Tremellales, Tremellaceae. Gene Ontology annotation, molecular function: ubiquitin protein ligase activity; protein binding.
AUGUUCUUCUGCGCCAUCUCUGGAUCUGCUCCCACAAACCCGGUUGUCUCUAAAACGUCAGGGACGGUCUACGAAAAAUCUCUCAUUCUGCGUUACAUCGAGGAGAAUGGUACUGAUCCUAUAUCUGGAGAACCUUUGACAAUAGACGAUCUUAUAGAUGUCAAAGCUAAACCUUCAACCCUCCCUCCGCGACCAGCCAAUCAAACAUCUAUCCCUGCUUUACUAGCCGCCCUCCAGGCGGAAUAUGACGCGAUCAUGCUCGAAUCCUUCGAGAUCAAGAAGACUUUCCAGAGUUCGAGACAGGAAUUGGCGAAUGCUUUGUAUCGCGAGGAUGCAGCGAUGAGGGUCAUCGCUCGAUUGAUGAAAGAACGAGAUGAGGCCAGAGAUGCACUUGGAACUAUCCAACAGACCAUAGGAGUGACUGCUCCUGUUCAAGAAAAUGUACCCGCGGAAGAUGUCGAAAUGCAACCUGAAAGUGCACUUCCAGCUGAGGUUGAGGCGAAAAUAUUAGAGACGAACCAGGCUUUGUCCUCUGUUAGAAAGAAGAGAAAACCUGCUGCUGGUUAUGUCACGGCCGAACGAAUCAAAGAUUACACUCAAAUCAAUCAUAUACCUUCUUUACACGCUACCAAACCACCUGGUAUCUCUACCCUCGAUCUGGCAUCCGAUGGAAACGUAGUCAUUACCGGUGGACCCGAUAAGAUUGUACAGAUAUUCGAUAUAGAAGCUUCCAAAGUCUUAGGAACAUUGAAAGGACAUACGAAACCCAUCACGCAUGUUUCUUUCGUGACGGAUUCUCUUGCCGUAUCCAGUUCAGCCGACAAGACUGUCAGAGUUUGGGGAUCUACAGAAGGUAAAUGGUCAGCUUCGGCAACUUUAUCAGGACAUAAAGGCGAUAUAACAGGUUUGGCAGUUCAUCCUACCAAAUCUUACGUCUCGGCAGCUUCGACCGAUUCUACUUGGAGUCUAUAUGAUCUUUCAACAGCCGACAAAAUAUGCGAUUAUUCGCCUAUUCCAGGAGUUGAAGGUUCUUUCUCUUAUACUUCUUUUGGAACUCAUCCAGAUGGUAUGCUUCAAGCAGGUGGUACGAAAGAUGGUUUAAUCAGAAUUUGGGAAUUAAGAAAUUCGAAUUCUUUAGCUGCUACUUUAGAAUCUCAUACUUCUUCCAUUACCUCAUUAUCUUUCUCCGAAAACGGUUAUUAUCUCGCUACUGCCUCCGACACGGAUCCUACAGUUAAAGUCAUCGACUUACGUAAAUUGUCAGUGGUGACGAGUUGGACUUUACCUGCGGAGAAUCAAGUGUCGGAGGUUUACUUUGACCCUUCGGCUCAAUAUCUAGCGGUGGCAGGGACGGAUCUCAGGGUGUAUGCCAAUAAGACUUGGGAGGAGUUGUUGAAAUUCGAUGAUAAUGCGGGGGUUUUGACAGGUGUGAGAUUUGGAAAGUUGGGAUCAGAGGUGGUGUUGAGUGGAAUGGAUAGGACUUUGAGGGUGUUGGGAACGAAAGCCGAGUGA